CGGUGGGGAGGCGCAGCCGCUCACCUGCGGGGCCGGGCGCGGAGGAGGGAUCAGGCUGCGCGCUCUCAGGCCGAAGAGCCAGGACGCGCCCGUAGCCCCGCAAGCCGCCAAGCUCUGGGCGUCCCCCUCCCCCGGGCCGGGCGAACCCGAGGGGUGCAGCUCUUUGCUUUGACAAGCGGCCGGGCGGAGGCGUGGAGAGCAGCGAGCCAGCGAGCGAGCCAGACUGAGAAACUCGAGCCGGGAACAAAGAGGGGUCGGGCUGUGUGUGUUUCGGCUCCAGCUCCGGGCAGAAGCUUUUGGGUCCGCGGUCCCUGCUGUGACUCCCCGAGACCCAGCCGUGCCCUCCACUGCCGACUCCCUGAGCUUGCACGCACAAACUUUAUUCUUGGCAAACUUCUUUUCCUUUUCUUCCCCUCCUCCUCCGCCCCCACCUUCUCCUCCGGCAGAUUAAAUUCGCCUGGAGAAGGAAAACCGAAGCGAAAGGGAAGGAAACAAGAAGCUCUAAAACGGACAUCUCCAACCCUGGUGGCUUUUUUUUUUUUUUUUUUUUUUUUUUGCUCUCCAGGAAGUGGACAUUCAUUAUCUUCUGAUUCUCCUUGCACCGUCUCUACUGGGGCAAACGGAGCCGUUUUGCCCGAGUCCCUUAUUUUUCCGGGAAACAAACUCCCAGAUCGGCCUCCGGGGGAGCUGAGGUGGAGAGAUUUGCGUAGAGACGCGCCGGCGGACCCUCCUCUGCACUUCGGAGACUCGAACCUCCUACGACCCGGGAGACGCUGGGGGCGUCGGGUGGCCGCCCGGGCAGUCUAGCCUAGCGUGCGCCACGCUGCACGGCGCAGACGCCCCCAGAGGCGCCGGCAGCGGCGGCCCUCGCAGCCCUGUGUCCUUCGGCCUCGCGGACGGGUGCCGGCGUGGGUCUCGGCCGAGUGGGAAGACGCGGACGGCCGCCGGGACGCGGACGCCGCUGCAGUUGCUCAGGCUGCCGGCCGCCAGCCCUGCGCUCGCCAGCCCGGCUUCCGCCUGCUGUCGUCCCUCACACACCCUUCCAAUUCUCCUUCUCCUCCCCCACCUUUCCUUUACCCUUUCUCUCUUCUGCUGUCGCCUGGGGUGCUCCCCCAGCGGAGCGGAGAUUACAGAGUGGUCGGGAUGCCCCAACUCUCCGGGGCAGGCGGCGGCGGGGGGGACCCGGAACUCUGCGCCACGGACGAGAUGAUCCCCUUCAAGGACGAGGGCGAUCCCCAGAAAGAGAAGAUUUUCGCUGAGAUCAGUCACCCUGAAGAGGAAGGUGACUUAGCCGACAUCAAGUCCUCCUUGGUUAACGAGUCCGAAAUCAUCCCGGCGAGCAACGGACACGAGGUGGCCAGACAAGCACAGAGCUCUCAGGAGUCCUACCAUGACAAGGCCAGAGAACACCCUGAUGACGGAAAGCAUCCAGAUGGAGGCCUCUACAACAAGGGGCCCUCUUACUCGAGUUAUUCCGGAUACAUAAUGAUGCCAAAUAUGAAUAAUGACCCAUACAUGUCAAAUGGAUCUCUUUCUCCACCCAUCCCGAGAACAUCAAAUAAAGUGCCCGUGGUGCAGCCGUCCCAUGCAGUCCAUCCUCUCACUCCCCUCAUCACUUACAGCGACGAGCACUUUUCUCCAGGAUCACACCCAUCACACAUCCCAUCAGAUGUCAACUCCAAACAAGGCAUGUCCAGACACCCUCCAGCUCCUGAGAUCCCUACUUUUUAUCCCCUGUCUCCGGGUGGUGUUGGACAGAUUACCCCACCUCUUGGCUGGCAAGGUCAGCCUGUAUAUCCCAUCACGGGAGGAUUCAGGCAACCCUACCCAUCCUCACUGUCAGUCGACACUUCCAUGUCCAGGUUUUCUCAUCAUAUGAUUCCUGGUCCUCCUGGUCCCCACACAACUGGCAUCCCUCAUCCAGCUAUUGUAACGCCUCAGGUCAAACAAGAACACCCCCACACUGACAGUGACCUAAUGCACGUGAAGCCUCAGCAUGAACAGAGAAAGGAGCAAGAGCCAAAAAGACCUCACAUUAAGAAGCCUCUGAAUGCUUUUAUGUUAUACAUGAAAGAAAUGAGAGCGAACGUCGUAGCUGAGUGUACUCUAAAGGAAAGUGCAGCUAUCAACCAGAUUCUAGGCAGAAGGUUAAAGGUCCCUGGUCCUCCAGCAGGAGUUAUUUUCCUGCUCAAGAGAUGGCAUGCCCUCUCCCGUGAAGAACAGGCUAAAUAUUAUGAAUUAGCACGGAAGGAAAGACAGCUACAUAUGCAGCUCUAUCCAGGCUGGUCUGCAAGAGACAAUUAUGGUAAGAAAAAGAAGAGGAAGAGAGAGAAACUACAGGAAUCUACAUCAGGUACAGGUCCAAGAAUGACAGCUGCCUACAUCUGAAACAUGGUCUGAGUGGCCCUGUGUAACUAUUAAGCACCUGUAUGAUCUUGAAAACAACUUGUCCACGCUGUGGUUGCUCUUCAGUUCCUGUCUCAGUCACCUCCUGCCUCUCCUCCUCGGAGCCAGUGCUCAGAAGCCCUGUCCCUCACUGGGGCCUUUGCUUCCCCACUGAUGCCAUCAUGUGGUCGGCUCCUUGUUUGCCAGACUUGAGUCCCACUAGUACUGGCUUCAGCUUAGAAGCUGAAGACAGAAGAAAUAUCUGGUUAGACUUGAUUCUCCAGAUGGUGUAAAGUGAAAUCUCACGGGACUCGUUUUCAGUGCUGAAGGGAAGUUCUGAAAUCAUGGCCCUCCCUUGAGGAAGGUAAAGCUAACGGAACACAGAGCCUCAGACAGGGAAGAAGCUGUGACUCCAACAUGAAGAGAUUCGUGAGAGGGUUUCCUUCUGCGCAGUGAAACUUAACAUUAUCUUGGUGCCCUUAAAGAAAACCCCUAUUGCUAGAAGGAUGGUUGAGCUUAGAUGUCCAUGAGGUAGCGUAAAUGCUAGAGAACUUUCAUUACUCUGAACUAGCAUGGACAAUGGACUAUAAGGAAAAUACCCCACUAAUAACAAAAAGACUCUCCUCUGUGAUUAGAAAAGCCCUUUGAAAAUUUGUGUUUCUGCUCCUUAAAAUAUAUGCCUUACGUUCCUUGCUUUCACUUUGUUGGUAGGGAAGGCCAUUGCAAUCCUCAUACACCCAGCGCUGUCCCCAUCUCCCUGUGUGUUUCUACCUUUCAGCUUUGUAUAAGAAUAUUGACUCUGCUGAAAUCAGGUGGAAACAAAGAAAUUAGCAUGAAACCAGUCUCAACACUUAGCAACAAACCAAUUUUAGAAUAAUUAGAAACGGGAUCCCUAAAAGGCACUCCUCCAGGUCGGAGGUGAUUCCCACGCUGCAGGAUCUUUCAAGAAAUCCAAAUUCACCUUGAGCCUUUUGGACUAACUUGUUACUUGUGGGAAAGCUGGGAUCCCGGGGCCUCAGGCAGUGAGACAGCAUACCUUGUCCUGUGUUAAGCUGGAUGGCCAGUAUCAUAAAUGCCACUCAUUUGUUUAUUCACUCUCCAAACAUACAGUGACAUCUACUCUUGCAAGUUAACAGCUGCUUUAAGCAGUGGGGUUACUUGCUAAACAGACCCUGUCUGUUCCCAGAGGAGUUCUGGGUUUAGGGAGGCACAGACAUACAAAUGGAUAAUUAUGAAAUAAUACGUUUUAUGCUAUGAAGGAAGUGCAUACAGUGUACUGCAUAAAAAUAAAGAGAACAAAAAGUACAUGCAGCAGAGUGAGAACAAGGAAGGCUUCCUGGAGUAGGUAACACUUGAGCUGUCCAGUCAUGAAGGAAUUCUUGGAUUUGAUAGAACAACAAUCAAGUUACUGUGAGUUUCUGGUGUCUUGGUACACAUUUGAUUUGGAAUAUGUAACAUCUUAAGAGUUUGUCGGAAGUCAGAGAUUAUCAUCAAAUUCUGACCUUCCCUUUCUUCCCGACUUAAUCAAGAUGCAUAAGGAAUUAAAAGAAGCAAAGAAAUAGAAUUUUUGAAAAGCUGAAGAGAAUUAUCAUUCUGAUUUUACUAACUUAAAAACAACUUUACAGAUUGGUUUAUUUUAGUUUAGCAAAACAUACAAAGUCCACUAUCUUAAAAUUGUAUAAAUUAAAAAGAUAUAUUUCAAUGUAUUUCCUUUGAUUAUAUAAUGUCAAAGAGCUAGUUUACAAGUAGAAGCAAGCUAUCUUUUUUAAAAAAUAAAACCUUUGGUUAGACACACACCUAGAGAUACACAUAGGCACUCAAUACAGAUGUCGUUUUGUACACGCUGUUUUAGGCCUUGGCAUAAUCUUUAUCUUGUACACUUGCUAAACCGAGAAAUUAAAAUUUUUUUUACUAAAUAAAAACUUGAGCCUUUGUUUCUCUGAAUCCAAGAAGUGUGUCAGAGAGGUAAUUUCUAGUACAGUGUAGAAAGCAGUAGUGCAGUGCUUGGAUUUACAUCUUUUUUAAGAAAAGGUUUCCAGUUUUUGAUUUGAUUGGAAAUCCUCAUCCUCAGGACCAAGAGGCUCAUGACUUUAAAGGUCUCCUAGGAGCCUUGCCGGAAGCCCUGCCCUCUUAAGAGCCAGGGAGAGGUCUCAGUACUUUCAGUGGUCUCUUUGAGAAAAAUAUUUAUUUCAUAGUGUUGGUAAGGCUUACCCUGGUGAGUUUUGACACUUUUGCCUAAUCUUUGCUCUGAACUCUGUUCCCUGAGUACAGAUGGUGGUCAGUCACCCGUAUUAUCAAUGAGCCUCUGGGCGUUUGUUCCCAGGUUGGCCAGUCUAGAUAAGAAAGUAAAACCAAGCACUUUUAUGUAAUAAAGUUGGAAGCAGCUAGAGAAACAGGCUUGUCCAAAGUCUCAAAAGUGAAGACUCUGAUAACGAGAAAGUGAAAAAGCCAUAUCCUGUUUUCCAUUCUUCGUUUUUAGUCACACGCUAGGCACUAAGUAUGUCAAGCACUUAGGGAGCCCGUGGCCUAGAAUUGCCACUAACCAUGCGGAGGUGGGAGACAAGCUCGGCACAGCCACAGUGGCAGUGCACGGCCACUCAUUCCCUUCUCACUGCUGUCUCCAAGCUCUACCAGAGCAUCCUCUGGUUUGGAGGCCCAGCCAAGUGUGGCCCAACUCCUUGCCAGUUAGCCAAGGACUUGGAUCCUGAUGAAAACAAUCACGGGUGUUCACUUGUCUUGUCAAGAUCCCAAGGGAACUCGGCCUGUUCCUGUCUGAGGUAGUGGCCCACCUGUGUCUCCCCUCCUCUGAUGUUUGUCCACAAAUCCCUGCUCAACUUGUAGAGGAUUCGCACAGCAGUGACCCAACUAGAGUGUCUUUACUAGGGACUCCCUAGUGGGAAAUUCAGACAUUGACAGCGAAGGCCACCUUGAUCACACUGUCUUAGACAGAGAUGGCUGUCUGACGGCACUGCCGGGUUCCAGUGAAUUGUGUGCAGACUGCAGGCUUUCAGGUUCUAGCCCAUCUCCAGGAUGCCUUGUGAGUGUUCAUGUGAUGGGAGCCUUUUGACCACAAGGAGCAGAAACGACCCAUGCUAGUCUAAGGAAAACUAUCUUAGGGAUGCAGAAGCACCUUGUGGAAGCCAAAGACGAUAGGGCAGGUGGCCCGAGGAAACUACUAGAAGGUGGUCUGGGAGAACUGUCCAAAUGCUUUUUCUGUCUCCUUCGUCUGCUCCAUCCACUAAAAUUACACCCUUCCUUCCAUAGAAUGACCUCCUCUGUUCUUUGAUCUGCACUUCCAGAACCCCAAACUCUGUGUUGUUACAGUAUCAGUCUCCCAAAGAGAUAAUUCCUUCAGAUUACAGAGAAGGGACCCUGGCUAGCCCAGCUUGAGUCAAACUUCGACCCCAGUCCAUAAUCAAGUGUUGCAGAGGAGAUGGUCACACAGUACAGAGUGGCUGCUGGGGGUUCGCAGCGCCAACCGUGGGUGUGCUGGAGUUGGGACAGUCAGGAAGGAGGCAGGCUGCAAGCCUGCAGAUGUCCACCACAGCUCACUAAUAAGCUGGUGGCUGGGGGGAUUUGACCUAGGCAGCUGUGCAUUACUGAAGGAACUAAGAGAGGAUCAGACAUUUGGUGAGAGCUUUUCAAAUCGCUGCUGUGCUGUAAUAUCCUUUCCCUCAAUUCUUUUUCCCUCUUUAAUGGUCAGAAGAGCUAGGAUUAUGUUUAAGUUUCCUUGGGAAACAGGAAGCGGAACUGAACCCUUGGCUGUAGCAAGAGUGAUCAUGUGCCAUUAAAAAAUAAUAGGAGAUGGAAGAAAGAGGCUUGCUACAACCCUCUUGAGAUACAUAAUAUUUAGUAUUGUUCAUGAAAACCCAUGAAAUUAAGAUCAGUGCUUGUAAGAAUAGUUCAUAGACUUAAAUUAUUUUGGACAAGUUUGGUUUAAUGUUUUUUCUUACUGAGCCAUCUCAAAAUGUGAGGGAAUUAUCCUUCUGGAUAAUGGAGUUUCCCAAAGAACUCCAGGUUUACCUCCUUAAGUACCUAAAGCUGUAAUUUCUCAUUUUAACACUUGGGUACACCUCUUUCUUCAACAGAGUACACAAAAACUAAAUACUUUCUAAUGCCCCAUGCCAUUAUUCUGCAGUGCAUGUAUUCUACAUAUGAUCUAUGGUAGUAAGGAAAUGACACUAUCUGACCCUGUUCUAAAUGACCUCAAGUAAUGUGGGAUUUUUUUUCUUUAAACCUGCUCUUUUUAACUUAUUAGGUCUUCCUGUUCUGUCUAGGACUGUACGCCUCCCCUAAAGUAGUAAAUCUGUUCCUUCUGAUUCAUUUUGUGGAUGUGGGAACCAGAAAACAAAGCUCACUUGAAUAAUAUAUAAAUUCAGAAGAAAUGGAUCUGGAGUUCCAUCGUGGCUCAGCAGAAACGAAUCUGAAUAGCAUCCAUGAGGAUGCAGGUUCAGUCGCU
Sus scrofa (pig) is the source of this 6844-nucleotide messenger RNA. NCBI's taxonomy places the organism in Eukaryota, Metazoa, Chordata, Mammalia, Artiodactyla, Suidae. The record is from RefSeq and is a predicted model, not a curated record.